Ziziphus jujuba (common jujube) is the source of this 1328-nucleotide messenger RNA. RefSeq names its product protodermal factor 1. Lineage: Eukaryota; Viridiplantae; Streptophyta; Magnoliopsida; Rosales; Rhamnaceae. The coding region runs from base 64 to 987 and encodes 307 amino acids. The record is from RefSeq and is a predicted model, not a curated record. The transcript is spliced from 3 exons.
CUCCAUCAUUUUCCUUCCAAUCAAACGAACAGAAAAAAAAAAAAAAAAAGCCAACAACACAAAAUGGAGAUCAAGCUAAUCACCAGAACCCAUUUUCCUUCUUUCUUCAUGAUCAUGACUCUCCUCGCCUUAAACUUGCUCAUACCUAUUGUUAUGUCCACCAGCUUUGAAGAUCAGAAGAAUUAUUACAGUCCAGACCCACACUCUGGAAAUCCCCCAAAAGGAGGACAUGGUUCUCCUCACCACUCAACUCCAUCACAUGGGACUCCUUCCCACGGAGGUGGAAGCUACAACCCGACACCGUCGACACCGACGCCAUCGGUUCCGACGCCGGUAGUCCCAACACCUUCAGACCCAACACCUUCAGAGCCAACACCUUCAGUUCCAAACUGUGGAUCACCACCUCAUGGUGGUGGAUACUAUCACUCCCCUCCAUCCACAACUCCAACAACACCUGCUGUUCCAACACCCAUUGACCCAACCCCUCCUACACCUGUCAACACUUCCCCACCCACCACCCCUUCCUACUCUCCCCCACCCAGUGGUGGAUCUCCUCCUUAUGUUCCUGAUCCCAACACCCCUUCCUACUCUCCCCCAUCCAUUGGUGGAUCUCCUCCUUCUGUUCCUGAUCCCAACACCCCUCCCUUUACAUGCAAUUACUGGAGGAAUCACCCAGGAAUGAUAUGGGGACUAGUAGGGUGGUGGGGAACAUUAGGACAUGCAUUCGGAGUGACGAGCGUUCCAGGUUUCGGAUCCGACUUCAACUUGCACCAAGCUCUUUCCAACACUCGUACAGACGGCCUUGGACAGCUCUACAGGGAAGGAACUGCUUCGUUGCUCAACUCCAUGGUUUACAACAAGUUCCCUUUCACCACCAAGCAGGUCAGAGACAGUUUCAUCUCUGCACUCGGUUCCAACAACGCUGCUGCUGCUCAAGCUCGCUUUUUCAAGCUUGCCAAUGAAGGAAGACUCAAGCCCAGAGCCUGAGUGUUUCAUUUAGCUUUUAUAUAAAUGUGUUUAAUUUUAAGGUUUAAGAGUACUAGUACUAGUGCUACUACUUCCCCAGCUCUCUGUGUGUGUGCUUUUUCUUCUUUUACUUUCAUUGAAUACUUUUAUUAGUUAUAAUUGGUCAUGUGAUGAUUGUGUUUAAUUUUCUUUUGGUAGACCAUGUUGGUGAUUUGACAGCAUUAUUAAGAUGAGAUGGGGUGGGAUACUAUAUGUUGACAUUUUAUUCCAUGAAGUACUUUUUAGUGUUUUCAUUAGUUAAUAAUUUUUCUUCCCUUAGUUUUUAUUUAAAUUAUAAUAUAAAUAUCAAUUAUUCAAAGUUU